AUCUGGCAAAAAAUGGAAACCAGUGUGGUUGUCUCUGUUUCCUCCCAGUAGCAGCGCAGUGGGUCGACUGGAGAUCCAGGGUGUGGGAGGUACAGUAUCUGCUUCUACCACUCUCUGUCACUGGUCUUAUUUUGAAGGUUUGACCAGAUGAAUCACUGAGAACACAGUAACUUCCGGUUCAAUGAGCUCAAACGGAGGGGGGGCAGGAGGUGAUCAUGGCACUGGGGUCAGGAGACACCACCAGCCUCUGGGGGACAGGAAGAUGAAGGUGGUACGACUGUCCGAGCUGAUCAGUGUCCUCAGACUCCCUCCGAACGCCGAGGCGUGUCCCAUGGUGAGCUUGUCCGGCUUUGUAAUCUUUACACGUAUGAGGUUGAAUGAAGACUACAGGCUGUUGUCUGUGCUGCAGGACAACAUGUCCGCCUUCUGUGUGGAGACCCAGGACAGGACCAUGGUGUUUGCUGCACUCAAAGACGACUGUGUGGACUGGGUGGAAAAACUGUGUCACAGCACGUUUCAGAGAGGAGGCGUCUCAGGCUCUCAGCAGCUCCACAUGGAGGAGAACCAGAUAUAUGCCUCAGCAGACCAAGCCUCAGAGUUCUGGGUGGUGGUCCAGAGGACGGAUGCAGCGAUACGUUGUGGCCUGCAGGGGUCCUACUGGCUGCAGGUGGGACGAGAGGCAUUGCUGCUCAGAGAGGGACAGAAGAAGAGCGCUGUGAGAGAGUGGCCAUAUGAGCUGCUGAGACGAUAUGGAAAAGAUAAGCUGGCUUUAACCAUCGAGGCGGGCAGACGCUGUGACUCUGGUCCUGGAACGUUCACCUUUGAGACUCAGCAGGCCGAGAAAAUAUUCUCCCUGAUUCAGAGCACCAUCAAACAGAAGACGUCAGCUGCUGCAGGUAGCCAGAACCAGGAGGGUGAGAAAGGUAACCCAGCCAUCAUACGGUCUCAUUCCCCCCUCCCCAAAGUUCCUGAUGUGACUAGCGUGAGGACAGAGGAGAGGAAAAGUCCCGCUCCAGAAGGGCUGUCUGCUCAGUCACAGCCAGCUCCCAUCACCCUCAUGCCUCUCCCACUGGUCCCCACACACAACACCACCCCUGGAGGUCAUCACAGCGGCCAAUCAGACGUUGUGUACGCUGACCCGGCUGACUGCAUCCAGUCUGUAGCAAGACUACAGCCGUCCACAGCUCAGUACGUAGACCCUGCAAGCGUUCUUCCGCUCGAACCCCCCACUUCAAGAGAACCCGUCUCCACAGCUCCGCCCUCCUCCAGUCCUCACCCCAGCUUCACCUCCGAUCACCCAGACUCAGUCUACUCAGAGGUGUACGACCGGCUCCGUCCGGCGCAGAGUAAACUAGCGAAGAGCAAAGAUGUUGAACCCAUUUACACUGAGCCCCUGAGUGAGAGGGAACAGGUGACCCGCAACACUGACAGCAAACCGGACCCGUUCGCCCAGCUGUAUGCUCAUGUCUGCAAACCAGCUCCGUCACCUGGUCCCUCCACCCCAUCCUGCUCCACCUCUCUGUCUGUUAGUGGCAACACAACCACAACAACAGACCACUGUCAAGAGGAUGUCAUCUAUGAAAACCUGGGCAUCAUUUAGUGGCUU
Seriola aureovittata is the source of this 1606-nucleotide messenger RNA. RefSeq names its product docking protein 1a (gene dok1a). The record is from RefSeq and is a predicted model, not a curated record. Lineage: Eukaryota; Metazoa; Chordata; Actinopteri; Carangiformes; Carangidae. Gene Ontology annotation, cellular component: cytoplasm. Bases 182 to 1600 code for a protein of 472 amino acids. Gene Ontology annotation, biological process: positive regulation of MAPK cascade; cell surface receptor protein tyrosine kinase signaling pathway. The transcript has 6 exons.